CCCCCUUCUUUAACACUCCCAGCCCAAAUCAUCCCAACUUAAAAACCCAACCCACAAUCCACUUUCAAAAUCCCAUCCAUCAACCCUCUUACCUCAGCACAGCCCAACCCACAUUCCUCUUACCAAAAUUACCAGAAUCCCAGCCCAAUCAUCAGAGAGACGCGCUCUCCGCUCCUGCAGCCGGCAACACUCAACUAGUUAGUGUCGGCCACCUUCCAUACGUCGGCGCCAACACCGUCACGACAACUAGAGUUGCUCACCUGACCAAAAAUCUACUCGGGGCCUGGCCGGAGUUGAUGUCUAAAACUGAAAACCUCGGCCCUCGGCCUAAUCCUCCCUCCCCGUCUAAUCACCUCGCCAGAGCAAACCCACUUGCCGCUGGAUUUUCUGUCUCUGAUGUUCUAUAU
Striga hermonthica is the source of this 407-nucleotide messenger RNA. NCBI's taxonomy places the organism in Eukaryota, Viridiplantae, Streptophyta, Magnoliopsida, Lamiales, Orobanchaceae. The record is from the annotation of a GenBank genome assembly.